GGCCGCCCCUGGAUGGACGUUGGUGUGAUUGAUGUUCCCCUGUAGAGCGUGUUUCACAGACUCUCCGCUCACAGCAGUCUGGAUGUGUUUCCGCGGCUGGCGUCAGCUCCAACUCCAGCUCUGUCCGCAGCGUUGCUCUUUCACUGCUCACAGCAAGAUAACAUAUUUGGGGAUCUCUAUUGCCAACUACUACAUUGCUCAUCAACGCUGAAAGUUACAGCUUUUUUUUUUUUUUUUACCGAUACCAUUACUUAUUUUGGGGAUAAUUAUUUUGGGAUUUUUUUUGUUAGUCGAUCUGUGAAGUUAGUUUCAGUUUUCGGUUUUCUCCGCGAUUGGGAUAUUAAGACCAGAAGACUAAUCUAACAACCAAGUCGUUCAUCAUGGGACAGAAGUCAGUCAGUAGGAGGGGAGAGACAGAGACAUGCUGGUAGUCUGUGGUGGAGUCAAGAGCACAACAAAAGCUAAAUCUCAUUUUUUUUUUGUCUAUUCUGGCAACUUAGUCUUCUAGUUAUAUAAUAGUGAACUUUUUACCCAUCAAUCGCCAUGGCCUCCAGCCUGACCUGUGCCGGUGUAAUCUGGACCCUCCUCUCCCUGCUCUGCGCCGCGGCCUCCUGUGUCGGCUUCUUCAUGCCUUACUGGCUGCUCGGUUCCCAGAUGGACAAGCCGGUCUCGUUCGGCACCUUCCGACGGUGCUCGUACCCGGUGCGCGACGAGGAGAGCCAGGCCACAGUGAUCCUGGAGCAGUGUGGGCGCUAUGCUUCCUUCCAGGGGAUACCUAGUCUGGAGUGGAGGAUCUGUACGGUGGUGACGGGCGUGGGCUGUGGUCUGCUGCUCCUGGUAGCCCUCACAGCCCUCAUGGGAUGUUGCAUCUCUGACCUCAUCUCCAGGACCGUCGGACGUGUGGCCGGGGGGAUACAGUUUGUUGGAGGUCUGCUGAUAGGGUCUGGCUGUGCUCUCUACCCGCUGGGCUGGGACAGUGAGGAGGUCCGACAGACCUGCAACAACACCUCCGACCAGUUUGAACUGGGUUCCUGUGAGAUUGGCUGGGCCUACUACUGUACGGGUGCUGGGGCCGCUGCUGCAAUGCUGCUGUGUACCUGGAUGGCCUGUUUCUCAGGGAAGAAACAGAAGCAGUACCCCUACUAGAUGAACCAGUUGGGGGAGGAGGAGGAGAGGAGGGGGUUACCCCUACUAGAUGAACCAGUUGAGGGAGGAGAGGAGAGGAGGGGGUAGCCCUACUAGAUGAACCAGUUGGGGGAGGAGGAGGAGACGAGGGGGUACCCCUACUAGAUGAACCAGUUGAGGGAGGAGAGGAGGAGAGGAGGGGGUACCCCUACUAGUUGAACCAGUUGGGGGAGGAGAGGAGGAGAAGGUGUAGCCCUACUAGAUGAACCAGCUGGGGGAGGAGGAGGAGAGGAGGGGGUUCCCCUACUAGAUGAACCAGUUGGUGGAGGAGGAGGAGAGGAGGGGGUUCCCCUACUAGAUGAACCAGUUGGGGGAGGAGAGGAGAGGAGGGGGUAGCCCUACUAGAUGAACCAGCUGGUGGAGGAGGAGAAGGGGUACCCUUUCUAGAUGAACUAGCUGGGGGAGGGAGGAGGAGAAGGGAUAGCCCUUCUCCUCCUCCUGAGAGCACCCUUAUUAGAAGAACAUCCCAAAUGGCACCCGAUUCCCUAUAGAGUGUGUUACUUUUGACCAGAGCCCUAUGGCCACUGGGGGAUAAUACUGCACUAUAAAGGGAAUAGAGUGGCAUUUGGAAGGCAUCCUAGAGGAGCCACUUGGUGGGAGGAAAGAGAAGAGACAGGCCUACAGACUACUACAGACUACUAUAGACUACUACAGGCUACUGCAGGCUACCACAGACUACUACAGGCUACUACAGACUACUACAGACUAUUACAGGCUACCACAGACUACUACAGGCUACUACACUACCGGUAGAACAUUUUAGAAUACCUACUCAUUCAAGGGUUUUCUUUAUUUUUACUAUUUUCUUCAUUGUAGAAUAAUAGUGAAGACAUCAAAACUAUGAAAUAACACAUAUGGAAUCAUGUAGUAACCAAAAAAAAGUGUUU
Messenger RNA from Oncorhynchus mykiss (rainbow trout), 2072 nucleotides. Its product is annotated as LHFPL tetraspan subfamily member 6 protein. NCBI's taxonomy places the organism in Eukaryota, Metazoa, Chordata, Actinopteri, Salmoniformes, Salmonidae. Gene Ontology annotation, cellular component: membrane. The record is from RefSeq and is a predicted model, not a curated record.